AUGGUGUCAGGCUCCGGUAAGUCCUCCAGGGCUCAGUGGGAGUGCAGCAAGCACGCUGCUGCAUGCAGUGUUGUGGCUCGCCGGACGCGCCAGGUGGCAUCACAGUCAAGCCACAAACCGCACAAAGCUACGGCGGUCCAGGAGGUGCUGCAGGAAAGAGACGAGGCAAGGCAAGAGACUGUGGCCACACGCAAGAAUGCGCGGCAGAGUGUCCAUGCGGCUGACACCGCCGUAUGGAAGGCUCAUCGGGACAAGUACAACACAACGUGUUCCCGGGAUCACCUUCAAGCGAAGCUUGCAGAGCGGUGCAUCAACACCGGCGCCACGUCAAGCUCAACCGUGCCAGCUCACGCCGCCAGCGCCAUAUCCCAGUCGCUGCAUGCUCUGCCAGUGGCUCCCGGGUCACCCAUCGCCUCGCUGACGCCCAAGCAGUGUGAACGCGUGGCAGGAAGCGGCGUGCAGCAAACAAAUUACAAUGCGGAGAAGAUGUUCGCCGCGAAUGACACCUCCAAGUCGAGCUUUGUACGCCGGCACCUGUCAGGUUCCCCCGGAGAUUUGACAUAUCUUUGGCGGCUGGGUCAGAAGCCUGACAGCUCGAGACUAGGGAAGAAGUGGGCCACGUUAAUGGUUGCGAAAGAACACCGCGUACAGAAGAAAAACGUGUUGAUUGAUGGGAUCACGCCGAUUUUGGAUCCGGAGUAUUGGUGGAAUGUGGACAAGUGUUCUAUUACCAUUGAGAAAGACAUCAAACCGCAGCUGUACUGGCACAAACGCGCCAAUCCGUCGGCGAAGAUUGCGGUCACAGGCAAGAAGGAUGUGCUUCUCACUACACUACUUUCAGCUAUUGAUACUUACAACGAAGCUCAUCUGACUUUGCCCAGUGUUUCUGACAUAACAGAUGCACCAAUCCCCUCACUAGUUCUGACUUCUGAUGACCUGAGCAUGUACCAUAACAAGUCUGACUCUGAUUGCGAGUACGAGGAGGAGGAGCUCCUGCACUCCUGA
Molecule: messenger RNA, 1005 nt
Organism: Rhodofomes roseus
Lineage: Eukaryota; Fungi; Basidiomycota; Agaricomycetes; Polyporales; Fomitopsidaceae
Exons: 3
Coding region: 1-1005 (334 amino acids)
Source: RefSeq, a predicted model, not a curated record